Messenger RNA from Elephantulus edwardii (Cape elephant shrew), 1326 nucleotides. RefSeq names its product gasdermin-B-like. Gene Ontology annotation, molecular function: phosphatidylinositol-4-phosphate binding; phosphatidylinositol-4,5-bisphosphate binding; phosphatidylserine binding. Gene Ontology annotation, biological process: pyroptotic inflammatory response; defense response to bacterium. NCBI's taxonomy places the organism in Eukaryota, Metazoa, Chordata, Mammalia, Macroscelidea, Macroscelididae. The coding region runs from base 1 to 1326 and encodes 441 amino acids. The transcript has 10 exons. The record is from RefSeq and is a predicted model, not a curated record.
AUGCCUAGCAUAUUCGAGGAAAUCACAAGAACUGUGAUCCAAAAGCUGGACUCUAGAGGGGAUAUGAUUGCUGUCAAAAGUGCCACCAAUGCUGACAGUUUCCAUUGCUACUGUCUGGUGAGAGAAAAGAGAACUAUCUUGGGAAUCCAGUACUACAAGACAGCCCUCACUCUGAAGGACAUUCUGGAGAGGGAAGCAGGUGAAAGGCCGAUCAAUGAGGUGGAUUCUAUGUCUUCAGAUCAAAAGACAGAGUUCCCAAUUUUGAAUGAUGUGGACACAAAAGGAGAGCUUACCCUGGAAUUACCCAAAGCAAUAACAACGGCUGGGAUGGCUGAGAAUUCCCAGGGAACUCAAAAGCAGGAAAUUAGAAUAUUGGUGAAUCAGAUACCCCAGCAACAUCUGGAUUCCCUUGUGGACAGGAAGCUGAAGCGGAAAUUACCUCCUACGUUUGAAACAAUUCAUGCAAGAAGAGAAAACCUUUAUCUGGUAACAGAAACGCUGGUGACAGCAAAUGAGGAAACUCUGAGACGUGAAAGGCAAUUUAAACUUAAGACUUGGAUGAAUGGUUGGAUACCCAGUUUUGAGCACAAGGUUAGGAUUUCACAGAGCAACGAUGGAGGAGAACCAGCCCUGGCCCACCUGCUGCAGCACCAAAAGACAGUGACCAUCCCCUCGCAGUGGGUCCUGGGAUAUCGAAUAAAGCAGCUAAUCUUCUCCAGCAUGGACAGGAUGAGUAUUUGUUUAUCAGGCAAUACAAAAUCCUUUCCAGAAGAAAAUGAUGGCAGUUCAUCCGUCAUAGGGAAGUCCUCAAGUUUGGAGGAUUUGCGAAGCAUAAAAGAGAAGGUACAGGACUUGAGGAGUGGUCUCCAGGAUCUGACUGAGAAGGACAGAAAAGACCUGCUAAGCUGCCUCACUAAAGUCCUCAACAAUGACGGCAUUCUACAGCACCUAGAGGAAAGAGUUUCGGAGGCCCUGAUCUCUGGUGAGCUGCCGCUGGGGGACCCAGCAGGGCCUCUCAUAAAUUGCCUUUUUAACGAUGAUGGGAUCUUGGUGGAGGAACGUUUAGAAGCUGUUCAGGAACUCCUGUACUCUCUGACAGCGCUGUCUGAAGAUGAUCAGCAGCUUGUUCAUGAGGCCCUGGAGGAGGGGAUGCUGCCCCUGUUGAUGAAACAGGUGGAGAAUGCCCUGGAGAAGAACUGGAAUGAAUACAACAACAACCCCCCUGACACGGGCUGUGAUGCUGAGGCACAAUCCCUCUGUGCCUUCUAUGUUGUUCUCUCCAUCCUGUUACAGCUGGAUGACAAGGCUAAUUCUGCCACUUCCUAA